GCUCAGAAAGGUGGAUGAGCGCGUGUGCUGGUCGCGAGGAUGAGAGAGCACGAGAUGCUGCUGCUGCUACAUUCCUUGAAAGAUGUGUAAAAUGGCGCAAGUAUGCUGGAGCCACCGGCUGUAGAUUGGAUCGAGAGGAACUGAUUUACUGCUUUCCCACCCUUGUCUUCGCUCUUGCCUCACCUUCCUUUGCAUCUCGUCUAAUUUUCAAUGUGAUUAAAUGGCUUCCGGACGGCGCCGUCAGGCUCCGCGCUCACUGGGAAUACUCCUGCUCGCUAUUGUCGGUAUGACAUGUGGGGGUGAGCUGUCAUUCACCCUGGAGCCCAGUGACAUUAUUGCUGUUCAGGAACAACCUUUGAUGCUGCACUGUCAGGUGGAGGGGAUCCCACCCAUCACCACGCAGUGGAGGCGCAAUGGAGCUCUGAUAGUGGAGGACCAAAACUAUGUCAUGUUUGCUAAUGGCUCGCUUCUGAUUGGUCACUUCCAGAAGACCAAGUCUGACGGCUCGUCUGAUGAGGGAGACUACGAGUGCAUAGCCCAAAACUUCUUUGGGCUGGUCUUGAGCCGCAAAGCCAGAGUGCAGGCUGCUACAAUGGCAGAUUUUCAUGUGCAGCCAUGCUCAGUGCGUGCAGAGCUGGGAGGUGUUGGGCGAUUUCAGUGCCAAAUCCAUGGCCUGCCUGAGCCAGUCAUCAGCUGGGAAAGAGACGGGCAACCCGUGGAUACCUCUGAUGACAGGUUUACUCUGUUGCCCACGGGUGUGCUGCAGAUAACGGGUGUUUGCCCUGAGGACAGUGGGAUGUACUGCUGUGUUGCGCACAACAGUGCGGGAGUCAAACACAGCGCAGGAGCGCAGCUCACAGUCUCAGGCUCCCAGUCAUCUGUUUACAAAGAACCCAUGAUCCUAGUGGGCCCUGAAAACCUCACUCUCACAGUUCACCAGACCGCCAUCUUGGAGUGUGUUGCCACGGGUUAUCCUCGCCCAAUCGUUUCGUGGAGUAGACUGGAUGGCCGGCCAAUAGGAGUUGAGGGUAUCCAGGUACUAGGAACAGGAAACCUGAUGAUCUCUGAUGUCAGAGUUCAGCAUUCUGGUGUUUACGUCUGUGCGGCCAACAAGCCAGGAACCCGCGUGCGCAGAACUGCUCAGGGACGCCUAGUUGUGCAAGCCCCUGCAGAGUUUGUGCAGCCCCCUCAGUCUAUUGCUCGCCCGGUGGGCACCACUGCCAUCUUCACUUGUCUGGCCCAGGGUGAGCCGGUCCCGCAGAUCACCUGGCUGAAAAAUGGACAAAUCUUAGAGCCCGAUGGCCAUGUCAAACUCAGGAACAACAACAGUACUCUGACGAUCAAUGGAGUAACCCAGGAUGAUGAGGCCAUAUAUCAGUGUAUUGCAGAGAACAGUGCUGGCUCCACACAGGCCAGUGCCCGUCUGACUGUGCUGUGGGCUGACGGGUUGCCAGGUGUGCCCACAGGCGUACGUGCAGAAGUCCUUUCUCCAACCUCCAUUCAGGUGUCCUGGAACGAGCCCACCCAAAACACUCAGGACAUAAUUGGAUAUGUGUUGCAUAUCCGCAAGACUGCUGACCCAGUGGAGAUGGAGUACCAGGAGGCUGUGAGUAAAAUGACCCUGCAGCAGGUAAUCGGAGAUCUGGAGCCUUCCACCAGCUACAGCUUCUAUGUGAAGGCUUACACGUCCCGAGGAGCGAGCAAAGCCUCUGAGACAGCUGUGGAGAGCACUCUGGGAGAAGUCCCUGCUCCACCAGCCUUGUUCACGAAGGUGAUUAAUUCGACGGUGGUUCAGGCCACAUGGGAACCCUCUGCUAAGAUGGGCCAGCAGGAAGGAUUCAGUCUCUACUACCGUAAGGUCCCCGUCCCCAUCUUCACCGGACCCCUUACCUUCCCACGUAAUGUGACCCAGUACAACAUCACUCAGCUGGAUCCCUCUUUUGUGUAUGAAAUUAAAAUUCUGGCUUUUAACCAGCAUGGAGAGGGCAAUGCCACCCUGCGCUUUGUGUCGCUCAAGGAGGCAGUGGAGAAAUCAGUGCUAAAUACCCCUUGCAACUGUGUAAAAGAUGAACAGAAUAAAAGCUCCACCACAGGCAUCAUUAUCGGCAUCCAUAUUGGAGUCACUUGCAUCAUUUUCUGUGUCCUUUUCCUCAUGUUUAGCUACAGGGGCAGGCUGAUGAUGUGUAAAACCGUGCAGGCCACCCGACAGGCGGGCCGUAACCCAGCAGCAGGAGUCGUGCUCGAAUCCUCCUCUUCCUCACAGGGGGCUCUGGCCCUCAACGGCCCCCACAGGUUCAGCUCAGACGGGAAUGGAGGAACCCACACUGCAAAGAGCUGCACCGACUCCAACGAGAUGGAGAGACUCUUCUCAGGACCAUCCCACUUCUCCCAUCCACCUGACACCACCCACACAAUUGAGAGCUCUUUGGUCUCUUGUCCAUUGAAUGAAACCCAGAUGUCCACACUUCCCCUUGAUGACUUCAGCCUGAUGGAGGAGUGUGACCUGCAGUUCCGGCAGCAUCCAGCAGAGGGCCAACAGGACGAAGACUGAUGAAGAAAUGAAGGCCAAGUAUAUCCUCUACUCAGACUCCUGUCCAACUCAGGUCAACUGAAGUAUUCAUCUAUUUUAGUUCAGUUUUUUUUUUUAUCGUGCAAAGAAUAUAUUAUUCGUAAGUUAAGUUCCCUUUGUGGGAAUCACUGGACUGUAAUGCUGGGGGGUCCCUGUGGCUUCAUGGUAGGUGAGGUUUUGCAAUGGACAUCUAUUAUUUCUCAUUGGUAGGUGAACAAAUACACUCUUGCAGUUACGGCUGGCAGCAUACAGUGGAAGUCUCCAGUCACUAGUAUCUAUAAUUGAUUUUAUUUGGCUUCUUCUGCACAACAGAGAAGUAUUUUUCCUACUAAAACAUAUUCGACUUGCUGCCUCCUCUUAACCUACCAAUGGUUUUACAAGCCCAUCCAUCAGAGACCAAGACCUUCUUCCAGGGAUUUCAAAUUAUUCUCAGGACUUUUUGUUUCACCGAUUAUCAAUGUUUUGUUUUGUUUUUUAAGUAGGUUUUAGCCUUCAUGAAGACUUUAGACUUGGCUAUGUGAUCUUUAGAAUUUGCAACAAAAAAACCUACCUCAGCUGGAAUGAAUGUCUUGUAGGAAGUCUUUAAGAUCUGCAUAUUGCUGUCUGUUCUGUUUUUAUACACAUCAAGCGUUCAGUCAAAAGAGAAAAAGGUGCUUCUCUACCUCAGAUUUCAAGGACUGCCGCAUAACAAGAAAAAAAUCCAACAUAUAGCACUUCCAAAUGUUGAAGUCAAUGUUCUACCUCAAAAUAACAAUGUUGUUAUUGUCGUUGUGGUUAUUUUCACGUAUUGAAACAUAGCCUCUUGUUUGUGAGAUCCUGGCUUCACUAUGUUAAUGAAUUGCUGUGUUUUGAUAUGUCAGUACCUCAUGCCAGUUGACAGAUGACAUUGUUCUAUGAAUUAUGCUUGUAAAGAUGUUUUGAUAGUGUCCUUGUAUUCACAUAGGAAUUUUUUGGUUCUAUGUUUCCUGAUCAGAGUAUUUUUAUUUUAAUCACAGUCAAUGUAGUAAAAUGGAAAGACUUUUUAAGAGAAACUGCACUGUUACCAAUGUCUUCAGGAUAAAAAAAUACUGCUCUCAGAUGAACCGCUGGAAGAAGAGAGGCCACCGUACAAAACCUUGGAUAUAAACACACAAAUGAUGUUUAAAUAGUUUGACUUCACGAUCACUAGGGAGAUCGACAAAUGUGUAAAGUGUUCUUUACAGAAGUAAGCACAUAUGCUGUUUCUAUGGGUGCUGAUAGAAGUAAAUUGUGAUAUAGAUUAGAUACACAUAUCACAUCUUGUGAUAUUUUGUGAAGAAUUGAAAUGGACUUUGCCUGGGUUGUAACUACAGGACCUGCGAUCAAUUAAGUUCAAGCACCCUUAGAUAAUGUCGAGGCUAUUCAGAUUCUCUGCUGCAUGUUACGACGUGAAUGCCAAACUAUGAAAGAACUGGGCAUUCUAGAAUUCUCCAGGAAGUGAACAUUCCAUUAGAAGCCAAAGCCACUGGAGAUUCUCAUGGCUUCUAUGUGGAGUUCCAUCACUUUUUUUUUUUUUAAUAUCCCAUGCCCCUCGUCCAUGUUUUUAGUGCCACAUUGAUCAGGGAGCACAAAGUGCAUCAGACAUACGCACAUAACUCGCACACAUAACAUCUGUUGGCAUUAGACUUUCAGAAUGCUGAGUAGAGAAUGAUGCCCGAGCUACCGCUGGUCAUCUCUUCAAAUGUCUGGCCAGCUAUUGAAUCGCUUUUCAAUUGCUUUUCACUGUGUGCUCAGCCACCCAAUCCAAGACCAGCUGUUUCUUUUAGUGGGGAGGGAGAGUUGAAAGUACCAGCAAAAUGUUUUUUUCUCCUCUGGUGUCCCAUUGUACUAUGGUAUAUAUAUAUAUUUUUUUAGUAACCUACCUCGACACAGCAGUCAUACUCUCAGGUCGCUCCUACUCUGAUGGGGAGAUUGUAUUUUUUGUAUAGUACACAUGCAUACAUGCAUACACACAUCAGAGGAGGACAUCUCCUUUGGACCCUUUAGCAGAUCAGUGCAUUGCAUUAGCUUUUCAUGCGCUUUGAUUUCAUUGAAUGUAUAGUGUUAUUUUUUUCAUAUGUUAUGUUUGUCUGUAUCAAAUAGUCAUGUUUACGUUAUUCCGGCUGGUUCAGAUGACUGGUCCAUUGUAUUUGCCACUAUCGUUUUUUUCUUAAUUUAAAAAUGUAAACAUCAUCAUCAGUGUGUGUAGAUAAUGAGUCAAGUUUCCAUAUUUUCAUAACGCCCACGAAUUCUGUAAUUAAUCUUUUUUAAAGAAAUGGACAAAGUAAGCCUAGAUAAUCAAAAAAAAAAAAAUCCUAUUCAUGUAAGGUAUAUUCCUUCAAAUACUGGUUCUGGAACAGAAUUGCACAGUAUAUUACAGUGUAGAAAAGACUCAGACAAUGUGCUGUAUAUUUAUUGUACCGAUUGCAUUGUAGUGUUGUCGAUGGAGACUGUAGAAGCUUUUGUGUUGUCUGUAUACAGAUAAGUGCUCAAUUCUUUGGCUGUGUUAAAUAGAAUUAAUGGAAAAGAGUCUGAACAACGGAAGGUAUUUGAUACGCCGUGCUGUAGAACUUUGUCCCUAAUAAUGAAAAUCUCUAUGAAAUAUCUAUUGUACAGUCUUGGUUGCUCUUGGCAUUCCUGUAAUAAGACGAAACGGUUUCAUCUGUUGUGUAAUGCGAUACAAGCAAUUCUCAAUGCUGUUACAUUUCAAAAAGUCAUCUGCAGUUUUGUUGCUUGUUUCCUGAUAGAUUUGGUCUUGUGAGGUUUGUGAACAGAUCAGUACAGUUGAGUAUUUUUAAAACAGUAAUGAGCAUCAUCAGGCUUCAAGAUUCCAGUGUGAUGUCUAGACUCUCUUACAGAAAGCAGAUCUUGAUUUGGUUGAAUUAGGGUGGAUGUUUGACCACAAACGGACAGCUGCUGUUUUCAGCUUAUCAGUUCAUGUCGUUCUUAUGUGUGCUACGUCAGACUGAUGGCAUGACCUCAUCUCUUUUUCUAAUGUAGAGAUUCAUCUUGAAUCUUUUUCUGGAGGUUUCGCUUGCAUUGAACCUGUGAUAAUAAUGCUGAAAACUGUUACUGUGAUAAAGCAUUAGAUCCACAGGCUUUCUGAGCGGCUCGCAGUGCUUGAUCUCGCUUUGUUUCCAUUCAAUAUUUAGUAUUGCUUCUGGCUCGAAUCCAUGAAAGAACAAAGAACAUGUUACCAAAACGGACCCCCGUCUCUAGAACCCACCUCGCACAUGUACACACGCACACAAGCAGUCACAUCCCUGUAAGAAAAGACAUGUUUGUGUCAGCAUUAGUCCCGUGUCCCAGAUUUUCCCCAGGGAGACUCAGGGAUGAGGCAUUAACAUGUAGCCACCUCAGCUCCUGCCAGCGCUAUGGCAACACCGACCUAUUCACAGCAGCAGAAAGACGUUCCGACUUUGAAUCUGUAAAACAAACAGCUUUUUGUAGAGGAUAAUAUGUACCAGUUUCACUCUGUUAAGCCCCUUUCAGGGCCCAGGAUUACAUGGGAGUGCACUUUUUGCAUUUGGUGAGGGGACCAAUAUGAGCCCAGCUGAGAGGAAUUUAUAUGCUCGCUUUUACAGUUUCACACACACAGAGGCUUUAAACUUGUGUAUUUGAAGCAAUCACAGCAUGAGGUUUAUAGACGCGACAGGGGAUUUCUGAUGUUACCAUGUGAAAAUAUGGUCCUGUGAUGAUGUCUAUUACUGUUAGUAAAAUCUGAGUGCUGUACUGUUCAUAAAAAUUAAUGGGAAAUGUUAAUAGUGAUACUCUUACAAUGGAAGCAGAAAAACAGCCUGUGGGGUUUAAAAAUAGAAUGUUUAUGUUUUUACAGCGUAAAUUAUUUAUGAAAUACAAUUUGUUAAUUGAGCUCUUAAGAUUUCUACUUUUCUAGCAGAACCAAUGGAAUUGCUUUAGGUGGGUGUUGAAGAAUCUGAAUAAUGUUGAAUAAUGUGCUUUGCAAUUACUUCUAACUUUGCACAUUGUGAUAGUCUCAAGCUAACACAAGUUAUGGUUAUGCUUUUGAUGCAGUGUGGCACAUCCAUAUUUUAAAUAUUUAUUCCCACUUGACUUUUAGGCUUCCAUAGUAAGUUUAUUGCUGUAUUGGUGUUUCCUGUUUGUUUGUUUGAUUGUUUGUUUGUUUUUAUUUAUUGUGUGUGGUAAACAACAACAUGACAUGAUGGAAUCAAAAAACUGGAAUAUUCAUAAUUGUCAUUGUGAAGUACUAAAGUAUAAAUCCUGUGCUGUUUCCACGGACUUGUUUGUACGGUUGUCAAAUUCAUAUUGAUAAAAAUGAAUAUUCUACAGAUUAGAUUAAGGCUAGUUGGCAAGCACAAAUUGGAUGGCACUCCUGCAUUUGCAAGAAGUUGGAUUUGAUCCUCUUUUUAACCUCAUCUCAGCUAAUUUAAAUAUAAAGCAGUUUUCAGUUUUGGGUAUAGUACAGUGAAUGUGAAGAUGACCGUCACUUCUGUAAAACUGUGCUUAUGACUGAAACACUGAAAAUCUCCUUAAUAUGGUGCUAUUUCUGCCACUACUGCGAAUCACAAGAUGCUCUUGUCAAUUUUUAGCGUUUUCAUGGUCAGCUUGUUCUUCUGUUUGGACACAUUCAUCUCCUCUUCCACAAGAGUGAAUUUCACCAUGCAUUCAUGACUGCACUGUAAAGUUCUGUGUUAAAGACCUGUGUAACACUUUGUGAAGAUUUGACAGAUUGAUUUACUGUCAAAGUGUGUUUUGUUCAUUAAGGGAAAUGAAGGAAAUUAUGCAUUAACCACUAUUUAACCACCCUCAGAGCUGCAUAUGAUUAUGGAAAUGUAACAUUCUUGCAGGGUUAGCACAGACUAUUCAAAUGUGUGUCUCUGUAAUCCACCAUACAAACUUUAAUUCUGGAGCUCAGCAGGAAAACAGGCAUGACAGCAAUGCCUGGGGACAAACUCCAGCGAGCACGGGCUUUUGUGCUGUGUUUGACCUGUUUCGCCAUCCAGCCAUUUCUCUUCACAGAAAGGGUGUCAUUUUAGAGGAAAUGAAGAGAGCACAAGAGAUGACGCUCAGUUGAGCAGGUGUGAGAUGUUCAGGUUUCACCAUUCAGUUCUUCAUGUAACUCACUCUGUGUAAUUCAGGUCCGGGUGAAAUUACUGUUUCUGCUGCAUUGGAAACACUGUUUCUACCAGUUUGUCUUCUCCAGAUUUGAUGUCUGUAAACCCCCUCUGACCACAGACGGUCAGUACGGUGUAUGUACAUAUGCAUAUAUUUGUAUGUGUAUAUGUAUAUUUAUAUAAAGAAAGAAUACUAGGCCGUUUUUAGUGGUUUGUAUUGUUUUAGGGUUCAUUGUGAAA
This is a messenger RNA of Onychostoma macrolepis, 7899 nucleotides long. It is a transcript of the gene igdcc3, whose product is annotated as immunoglobulin superfamily, DCC subclass, member 3. Gene Ontology annotation, molecular function: protein binding. The record is from RefSeq and is a predicted model, not a curated record. NCBI's taxonomy places the organism in Eukaryota, Metazoa, Chordata, Actinopteri, Cypriniformes, Cyprinidae. Gene Ontology annotation, biological process: cell-cell adhesion; axon guidance. The transcript has 14 exons. Gene Ontology annotation, cellular component: axon; plasma membrane. Bases 221 to 2551 code for a protein of 776 amino acids.